Messenger RNA from Aspergillus tubingensis, 2091 nucleotides. Its product is annotated as SD08430p. Lineage: Eukaryota; Fungi; Ascomycota; Eurotiomycetes; Eurotiales; Aspergillaceae. The transcript is spliced from 2 exons. The coding region runs from base 1 to 2091 and encodes 696 amino acids. The record is from RefSeq and is a predicted model, not a curated record. Gene Ontology annotation, molecular function: acetyl-CoA transmembrane transporter activity. Gene Ontology annotation, cellular component: membrane.
AUGGAUGCCUCAUCCCGGCCUGUUCCAGUCCUUCCUUCGUCUCCCUCUUCCCGUCUUCCCCCUUUCUCCGCUUCUUCCUCCCUCCAUGACCCUGCGGAUCCCUACUCUUCCCACGAACAUCGUCAUUCCGCAGCGGAUCGUCCUCAGGAGGUGGAACUCCAGUCUCUAGCAUGCAGCACCGACACGCGUGAACACCACCAUCCUUUACAUUACACAGACCACCUCUCUGACUAUCGCCCCGAACACUCCGCCGUUCUCUCACCUUCACCAACUGAACCCGACGACUCCGAUUCGGAUUCCCCCAGUCACUCUCUACACUCACGACACCCGCACGCUCCCUCCCAUCGUGGCAAAUCACCCAUGAAGCGCAAAGGCCGCACGGUCUUGAAACGCCGCUCCAAGCCCUCCUUGACCAUAGCGACGGGCCAGAACGGCUACGCGAGCGACAGCAUGGAUUCCUCCAUCGAGAUGCGAAAGAGGGACACCUCUGUCGAGUCCACGUCCGCUCGGGCGAAUCGCCUCAUGUCACGUCCUAGUUUCACUCUCGACCAAGAUCCUCCAAUGACCCCGCAAACGCCCGCCAUGACGACGACCUCUUUCGCGAACCUGCCCGCCAGCGACCGGAGAAACUUUUUGCUGCUGUGUGUGCUAUACUUCCUCCAGGGUAUCCCCAUGGGUCUGGCCACCGGGUCCGUCCCAUUCCUACUGAAGCCGUACCUGUCAUACGGUCAAAUCGGUGUCUUCUCACUCGCAUCCUACCCCUACUCGUUGAAGCUGCUUUGGAGCCCUAUCGUCGAUGCCAUCUGGAGCCGGCGGUUCGGCAGGCGCAAGAGUUGGAUCACACCCAUCCAGGUCAUCGCCGGAUUGGCCAUGAUCUAUCUCGGCGGACGCAUUGAAGAGAUGAUGCAGCAGGCGGGCGCCAAUGGUGGUGCUGGGGUCUGGAACUUUACAUACUGGUGGUUCUUGCUGGUGUUCUUCUGCGCUACGCAGGAUAUUGCGGUCGAUGGGUGGGCAAUUACCCUCAUGUCGCCACCAAAUAUCUCCUACGCAUCGACUGCCCAGACCGUGGGAUUGACAGCCGGCCACUUCCUGUCCUACACUGUGUUUUUGGCCUUCAACUCGGCCGACUUUGCAAACCGCUGGUUCCGGGCCGUUCCUGCGGAUGGUGGAUUGCUGUCGCUGGGCACGUACCUGAAGUUCUGGGGCUGGGCUUAUCUAGUUGUUACGACUUGUCUGGCCGUCAUGAAGAAGGAAGACCGGACGCAUGAACGCGAUAGCAUCAUGGACGUGUACCGCAGUAUGUGGAAUGUGCUGAAGCUUAAGAACAUUCACACCAUUAUCCUAGUUCAUCUGAUCGCCAAGAUUGGUUUCCAAGCCAACGACGGCGUGACAAGUCUGAAGCUGUUGGACAAGGGAUUCGGCCAAGACAACAUGGCGCUAGUGGUGUUGAUAGACUUUCCUUUUGAAAUCGGGCUGGGAUACUACGCUGGCAAGUGGUCGACGGAGUACACGCCCAUGCGGCUGUGGUGCUGGGCGUUCAUCGGACGACUGGCGGCAGCCGUCCUGGCCCAGAUCACGGUCAUGAUUUUCCCGUCGGCCGAGCAGGUCCCGUUCUGGUACCUACUGACUGUGAUUGGAGAGCAUGUGUUUUCGACAUUCAUGAACACGGUGAUGUUUGUGGCGGUGAGUGCAUUCCAUGCGCGCAUCGCCGACCCAAGCAUCGGCGGUACUUACAUGACGAUGCUCGCAACUGUCUCCAAUCUGGGCGGUACAUUCCCCCGAUACUUCAUCCUCAAGCUAGUGGACAUGUUCACCGAGGCAACAUGUGUUCCACCAACGGUGCCACCUACGUCCGAGAAACUAAAGGGUGACCUCGUCACGGAGGCCUUCUCAUGUGCACUAGAGCCAGACCGGACACGCUGCGUCAACGGAGGAGGCACCUGCCACGUCCAACACGACGGAUACUACACGACAAACAUCCUGUGUGUGUUGAUUGGCGUAGUGACAUUUUUCUUCUUCAUCCGGCCGGCUGUUUUGAAACUGCAGGGUCUGCCACUCCGGGCGUGGAGAUUAACCCCGGGCAGACACUAG